AUGUUGUUAUUGCGUACUGUUAAAAGGGGGUUCUCUACCCGUCCUGCUAGUUUGUAUAAGGUGACAGUUCUAGGCGCCGGUGGCGGGAUUGGCCAACCAUUGUCAAUGCUUUUGAAGCUAAAUACACGUGUUACAGACCUUCGUUUGUUUGAUUUACGUGGUGCUCAAGGUGUUGCCGCCGAUCUUUCUCACGUUCCAACUGCGUCGGUGGUUAGAGGUUACACUUCCGAAGAUCCGGAGGGUUUGAAGUCGGCGCUAACCGGGACCGAGGUGGUUGUGAUUCCAGCAGGUGUUCCUCGUAAGCCGGGGAUGUCGAGAGAUGACCUAUUUGUUAAGAAUGCUGGCGCCGUUCAGGGCCUAGCGACAGCAAUUGCGGAGCAUGCGCCUAACGCCGCUGUGCUUGUUAUUUCCAACCCCGUGAACUCUACAGUGCCAAUUGUAGCGGAGGUUUUCAAGAAGCAUGGCACUUACAAUCCUCGUAAGUUGUUUGGUGUGACCACGCUUGAUGUUAUCCGUGCCUCCAGAUUUUUGAGUGAGUUGCGCGGCACCAAUCCAAGAGAUGAGCACGUAUCCAUUGUUGGUGGCCAUUCUGGUAUAACUAUCAUCCCAUUGCUUUCACAGACUGGUUACCAGAUGUCUGAUGAACAGCGUAAGGCUCUUAUCCACCGUAUCCAAUUUGGUGGUGAUGAGGUUGUGCAGGCGAAGCAAGGUGCUGGUUCUGCAACUCUUUCCAUGGCUAUUGCCGGAGCUCGUUUUGCUGGUUCUGUGAUGGACGGUUUGUCCGGCGAAGCUGACGUAGUGGAGGCCGCUUUUGUGGACUCUCCUCUCUUCAAGGAUGAGGGUGUCGAAUUCUUCUCAUCUCUAUUGACUUUGGGGAAGGAUGGUGUUGAAAAGGUACAUGAGCUAGGUCCUGUGUCUGCUGAGGAGGAGGAAAUGUUGCGCGAAUGUAAGGAAACUCUCCGCAAGAAUAUUGCUAAGGGUGUUGAAUUUGUAAAACAGCAUUAG
Eremothecium sinecaudum is the source of this 1005-nucleotide messenger RNA. It is a transcript of the gene MDH1, whose product is annotated as malate dehydrogenase MDH1. Gene Ontology annotation, biological process: tricarboxylic acid cycle; malate metabolic process. Gene Ontology annotation, molecular function: L-malate dehydrogenase (NAD+) activity. The record is from RefSeq and is a predicted model, not a curated record. Gene Ontology annotation, cellular component: cytoplasm; mitochondrion. NCBI's taxonomy places the organism in Eukaryota, Fungi, Ascomycota, Saccharomycetes, Saccharomycetales, Saccharomycetaceae. The coding region runs from base 1 to 1005 and encodes 334 amino acids. The transcript has a single exon.